Molecule: messenger RNA, 975 nt
Organism: Zasmidium cellare ATCC 36951
Lineage: Eukaryota; Fungi; Ascomycota; Dothideomycetes; Mycosphaerellales; Mycosphaerellaceae
Exons: 1
Coding region: 1-975 (324 amino acids)
Biological process (GO): fructose 2,6-bisphosphate metabolic process; positive regulation of DNA repair; fructose 1,6-bisphosphate metabolic process
Cellular component (GO): cytosol
Molecular function (GO): fructose-2,6-bisphosphate 2-phosphatase activity
Source: RefSeq, a predicted model, not a curated record
AUGGAACUCUACUUGAUCCGCCAUGGAGAGACAGUCGACAAUGUCGCGGGCCUAUACGCUGGCGUCCGCGAUUCCGCCUUGACGAUCCAUGGCGUCGAGCAGGCACGCCGUCUGGGCGAGCAUUUCGCUACGAAUGGCGUGAAGUUCACGCACAUCUUCGCGUCACCUCUCUCGCGAGCCUUCAAGACUGCUCAGGCUAUCGAGACAGCUCAGCUGAAGCCUGAUGAGGAUGAUGCUACUGCCGCCAUCGAGAUCACACAGGUGCCGGAGCUGAUCGAGCAGGACUUUGGAUACUAUGAAGGCAAGCCCUUUCAUGCCCGCUCGGAUCCGAAGAAGAUGAUAAGAGAAGCACAUCACGAGCAGCAUAAGGAUGAGCCUGGGUUUGUUGAUGUGGAGAGCAAAGAGUCGAUGAAUAAGAGAGCAGAUGUCUUUCUCGAUGGACAUCUUAUGCCUCUGCUCGCACACGUCUCAACACCAAGCAAGCACAUUGUUGCAGUCGUCUCUCAUGGUAUGCUGUUGUCUCAUCUGUGGAGACGCAUACUCAAACGUUUGCCGUCCAAGAGCGUCACGGUCAAUCCAGAGAUUACCGCUGCUCGAGGCAGUAUUGUGCUGGAGCACCUGGGCGGCUGGGGUAAUACUGGAUAUCUGGAGCUGUUUCUCAGCCAAGAUAAUGCUGAUGAGGUUGUGAAAGAUGCCAAGUCUUCAGAGGCUGGUAUUGAGAAACCACUUGAAGAAUCUUCAACCGAGACUGGCACCACAGAACAGAACCCUUCUAGCUCCACUGACUUGACAGGUAUCGACCCUUCCACAUCUAGCUCUCAGGUCCUCGUAGGAUGGAGUCUACUCAUCCGAGGUAUCGACAGGAAGGACCAUCUCGUUGGCCUGAAACGGCAGCGAGGCGGGAUCGGUCGCACUGCACAUGACGAAAAGCAACAAAAGAUACACAACUUCUUCAAACGACCAAGGCAGUUUUGA